This is a messenger RNA of Hansenula anomala, 906 nucleotides long. Its product is annotated as aldo/keto reductase family protein. Lineage: Eukaryota; Fungi; Ascomycota; Saccharomycetes; Phaffomycetales; Wickerhamomycetaceae. Bases 1 to 906 code for a protein of 301 amino acids. The record is from RefSeq and is a predicted model, not a curated record. Gene Ontology annotation, molecular function: oxidoreductase activity. The transcript is spliced from 2 exons.
AUGUCCAAUGUUCCAGCUUAUGUUUCGAGAUCUGGUUACAAAAUUCCAGCAAUCGCUUUAGGUGUCUAUAAAACCCCUGUUAAUGAAGCACCUAAACUUGUCCAUUCUGCUUUGAAUAUAGGAUACAGACACAUUGAUUGUGCCCAAUUCUACAAUAACGAGAAAGAGGUUCUCCAAGGUGUUGCUGAAUGGAUCAAUGAAAAUCCAAAAACAAACAAAAGAAGUGAUGUUUUCUAUACUACAAAGAUCUUUGAUCAAAAUCAUGGUUACGAAUUAACUAAAGCUGCCAUUCAACAAAGUCUUGAUAACAUUAAAGGUAUCUCUGAUUAUUUAGAUCUAGUUCUUAUUCACUCUCCUCAAAGUAACAAGGAGAAAAGACUUGGAAGUUAUAAAGCCUUGCAAGAAUUUGCAGAAGCAGGUUUUAUACAUUCAAUUGGUGUUUCAAACUAUGGUAUACAUCAUUUAGAGGAGUUAUAUGCUUGGGAGGGUUUAAAGAUAGAGCCUGCAGUUAAUCAAGUUGAAUUGCACCCUUGGUUGAUGAGAAAUGAGCUUGUCAAGUAUUGCAGAAACAAAGGCAUCUUGUUAGAAGCUUAUUCUCCAUUGGUUAGAGGCCAAAAAUUCGAUAAGGAUGAGAAUGUGAUGAGCUUAAGUAAAAAGUACAACAAGUCUCAAGCCCAGAUAAUGAUUAGAUGGUCAAUUCAACAAGGUUUUGUAACAUUGCCAAAGACAAGUAAUCCAGGAAGACUGGCCUCAAAUUUUGAUGUUUUCAAUUUCGAUAAUCCUGAAAGGCUUGUUAGUAACUUUGAUGUUUGGGAUUUUGAAAUCAAGGAUGAAGAUAUGGAAAUUUUAAACAUGCCAAAUAGUUAUUUUGUCACUGGAUGGGAUCCUACAACAUUUCAUGAUUGA